UCUGUGGUCUAGAAAGCCCCGAGAGUAGUGAAAAAUUAAGAUGUAAUAAUAAAAUGUAAAGAUGCCUCAUAUCAAUAUGUAACUAAUUUAUUUUUAAUGGAUCAAGUGAAGCAUAUAUCCCGAACAAAAGCGAUCUUCCAGACUUAAAUCAUAUUUAUCUUUAUAUCGGCCAGCUAAAAAUAAAAUACAAUGAAGAAGAAUAAACCUAAAAGUCGGCCGAUGUUUGAAAAUACGCGAAAAGCUAUACGUAAACAAAAGAGGCAGCAGAAGAAAGUUCAUCGUCAAGAGCAUUAUUUAAAAAAGAACGAUAAGCCUGAAUAUACAGCAGGCAGAUUUGUUAAAAGGCCUGCAGAAUCUCCAGAACUGAAAGUGGAAGUUAAGAAAAAGAAAUCCAAAGUAGAGACACCUCUAGACAUCCUCGGUAAAGAACAGCAAAAGGAAAAGAAAGAAGCCAACAAAUUAAAAAAAGAAAUGGAAGAACAGAGAAAGAGGUUAUUAAUGGAGGCCAAUGAGGAUGAGGACAAGAUUAUUAAGAAGUUGGAGAAACAGUUAGGCCUUAACAAAACUAAGAAUAAGAAUAAUUACUUCGCUGAUGAUGGACUUGACUAUUUACUAGAAAUAUGUGAUAAAUCAACAACAGAGCAAAUAGUAGCUGCUGAAAAGCAUUUAGCUGAAGUAGAUGCUGACUCAGACUUUGAAGAUGACCUGGCAGCAGUCACUGGUAAAGAUAAAAAGAAAAAGCAUAGUUCAAAGAAGAAACAAGCAGAAGAUAAUAGUGAUGAGGACCUUUCUGGUGACAGUGGUGAUGAAAUGGAUGUAGAUGACGAAGAUUUAGGCAGUGAAGAAGAAUUUGAUGAAGAAAUGAGUGAGGGUGAUGAUGAUGAUGAUGAUGAUGAAAAUAGUGAAAUAAGUGGGGAAGAUGAUAUGGACAGUCAUUAUGGAGAAGAUAGUGGUUCUGAUGAUGGACCUGAAGAAAAACCAACCAAAUCACAAAAAGCAAAGCAAAAUCAAAAGGCAAAACAAGAUACUAAAGAAAUAAAUAAAAAAAUAGAAACAAAGAAAAAAUCAAAGGAAAAAAUUGUAUCUGUUGAUGAAUUAAGUAAAGUAUUCAGUGAUGAUGAAGUAUCGCACUUAUCUGGUGAUGAUGAUGACGAUGAUGAUCCCUUUUCGGAUGAAGGUGAGAAAAUAGAAGAAAAGAAAGAGAAGCCUGAUGUUUGGGAAGAUAUUUAUGGAAGGAAGAGAGAUAAAGAGGGAAAUGUUAUAAAGGAAGAAAAAGGAGUUUAUGUUCCACCUCACCUCAGAAACAAAGAUUCUAGUUCAGACAAACAGCUGAUCCAAUUAAAACGACAAAUCAAAAGCGUCCUCAACAAGCUAGCCGGUACAAAUCUCCACUGGGCAUCGACCUCCAUAGAAGCGUUGUACUCCAACAACAGCCGCAACUCCGUCAACACGUCGCUGACUCAGCUGUGGCUGGACGCGACCGUGUCGCCCGCGAACACGCCCGACCGCAUGGUCGCCGAACACGCCGCGCUCGUCGCUAUACUACACGCUAAUGUUGGCUCUGAGAUUGGUGCUCACUUUUUGCAGGACCUUUGCAAGAGGUUCGAUAACAUGAUGCAAACGCCGCAACCGAUACCAGACAAGACACUUGAUAACCUAGUGUCCUGCUUAGCACACUUGUACAGUUUUAAGAUAUACCACGCAUCUUUAAUUUACGAUAUAUUGAGUCGUCUCUUAGAUUCGUUAACGGAGAAGAAUAUAGAAUGUGUGUUGGUCGCGCUGAGGAGUGUGGGCGGUGUGUUACGUAAAGAGGAACCCCUGGCAUUGAAGAACUUUAUACAUGAGACACAGACUAGAGUUGCGAAACUCAACGAGGCUUCAGCUGCUGGAUCCCGAAUAAAAUUCCUGCUGGAAGUCUUAAUGGCUGUGAAGAACAACAAUCUGACUAAGAUACCGAACUAUGAGCCUUCCUAUGUGGAAGAACUCAAGAAGUUAAGCAGAGGGAUUAUUAGGAAAGGAAACUAUAUCACACCGCUAAAUAUUAGACUUGAAGACCUAUUGAAAGCUGAUGAGCGCGGUAAAUGGUGGGUGGUUGGUUCAGCGUGGGAGGGCAACAUCACGCGUCCAGAGGAGAAGCCGGCCGCCAAGCUAGUGCCCACCGCCGACCAGAAGCUUCUAGAACUAGCCAGGAAACAGAGGAUGAAUACUGACGUCAGAAGAAGCAUAUUCUGUGUUAUAAUGGCUGCUGAGGACUACAUGGACGCCUUCGAGAAGCUCCAGCACCUAGGCUUGAAGGGCCAGCAGGAGAGGGAGAUAGUGCACGUCUUGUUGGCCUGCUGUCUGCAGGAGAAGACUUACAACCCGUACUACGCUGUGCUGGGACAGAAACUGUGCGAUACCGAUCGGAAAUACCAGUUAUCAAUCCAAUACUCAGUUUGGGACAAGAUAAAGGAGCUGGACACCAUAGCGAAGCAGUCUUCUGCGAACCUGGCGCAGUUCCUGACACAUCUCAUCAUGGAGAAGGGACUGCCGCUGUCUGUCUUGAAGGUGAUCCAAUUUUCGGAACUGAAUAAACACUCAGUGCGGUUCAUGCGCCAGAUUCUGCUCUCCAUCAUCAUGAACGCCGACCUCCAAGCGGCUUUGGAGGUCUUCCUCAGGAUAUCGAAGGCUCCCAAACUCCAGAUGUUUAGGGAAAGCAUACGGUUGUUUAUACAACACUUCUUGAUAAAGAAUGCAGGGAAAAAGAGCGAUGUGUUGAGUGACCAAGAGAUGGUCACGCUGAAGGAACGGGCCUUAGAAGUUGAUAAGAUAUUAACCUUACAUGAGUCUAAGAUGAAGUUUUAAUAUAUAAUUUGUUUAUA
Messenger RNA from Trichoplusia ni (cabbage looper), 2861 nucleotides. RefSeq names its product nucleolar MIF4G domain-containing protein 1 homolog. The record is from RefSeq and is a predicted model, not a curated record. The transcript is spliced from 14 exons. Gene Ontology annotation, cellular component: nucleolus. Gene Ontology annotation, molecular function: protein binding; RNA binding. Gene Ontology annotation, biological process: ribosomal small subunit biogenesis. Bases 190 to 2844 code for a protein of 884 amino acids. NCBI's taxonomy places the organism in Eukaryota, Metazoa, Arthropoda, Insecta, Lepidoptera, Noctuidae.